AUGGCCAACGCCGGCAUCCAGAUGCUGGGAUUCACCCUGGCCUUCCUGGGCUUCAUUGGGUCCAUUGCGUCCACGGUGAUGGUGGAGUGGAAAGCCUCAUCGUACGCCGGAGACAACAUCAUCACCGCCCAGGCUCUGUAUGAAGGCCUGUGGAAGUCCUGCGCCUCCCAGAGCACGGGCCAGAUCCAGUGCAAGGUCUACGACUCGCUGCUGCAGCUGCCUGGCAUCGUCAUGGGCACUCGGGGCCUGAUGCUGGCCUCCAUUCUCUUCUCCUUCUUCUCCAUCCUGGUGGCGGUGGUGGGGAUGCGCUGUACCACAUGUUUAGCAGACUCUCCGCAGCAGAAGGACAAGGUGGCUCUGGCCGCAGGCGUGGUCUUCAUCAUUGCAGGGCUCAUGUCUCUGGUUGGAACCUCGUGGUACGGACACAGAGUGGCCCAGGACUUCUACAACCCCUUCACUCCCACCAACGCUAAGUAUGAGUUUGGCAGUGCUCUAUACGUGGGCUGGGGCGCGGCCUGCCUCAGCGCCAUCGGGGGCUCCUUCCUCUGCUGUAACUGCUCUGGUCAGGGAGGCUCCGGGAAGGGCCCCCGCUACCCCCCCGCCUCCUCGGGACAGGGCGGGCGCGACUUCGUCUGA
Knipowitschia caucasica is the source of this 636-nucleotide messenger RNA. The record is from the annotation of a GenBank genome assembly. Lineage: Eukaryota; Metazoa; Chordata; Actinopteri; Gobiiformes; Gobiidae.